AUGUAUACGUCCGUCUGUCGGAGCCAGCAAGACAUUGAGCAUCUCAUCCACGAGUACUCCAAGGCAUGGCACUUGGGACCGACUGUUCAGCAAGUUUUUGCCAAUGGAGGCGCUUGCAAAUUCUGCCGAGUCCUCUGUGAGGUGCUUCCUCACGAUGCCUCAACAGGCCAGGACCGCCGGGUUGGUCUUCGACUGUGCGAUAAGACUGGGUUUUCAGGCGAAGGCGAGCCGGUGGUGAGGUCGAAUGCGGGUGAGUUUCGGGGUAUCGCCUCUGGAAUAGCUCUUGGGCUGGAGCUGGAAGGCGACGACGUCUCCCCGCUAUUCAGAGAUAUCGGUACUGGGUUGCGAGUGUCCGUAUCUCAAGAUGCCAGAAAGGAAAUCAAAGCUACUGUGCCAUGGCAUGAGCCAGCGCAUUUGGUGUCCGCGGAGACUUUGACAUUGGCGAGUAGAUGGCUAGGAAGCUGCAGAAAAGACCACUGGAAGUGCCGAUUGACCUUGGCCGGCACAAGAGUCGAUAAAAGGCUGUCGGUAUCCACGCUACCCACUCGAGUCGUCCAGGUCUCGAAAGUUGGAAACCCUAAGCUCUUGGAAACGAAUGGAUGUCAAGGUUGUUUUGCAGCACUUAGCUAUCGCUGGGGAUCGCUGACCGGUCUGCGAACAACCAAGGCCACCGUCGACAUGUUCAAGAAUGGCUUUCCGAAGGAGCAAAUUCCAGCCACGAUUCGGGACGCCAUGGAGGUCACCCGGCUCCUUGAUAUAUCCUUCUUGUGGGUCGAUUGUUUGUGUAUUGUCCAAGAUGACGAUGAUGACUGGGAGCGCGAGGCUGCACUGAUGCCAUCAGUGUACCAACAUGCAACUCUGACGCUUGCCGUCAUAGGUGACAGGGACGGUCAUAGCGGGCUCUUCGCGCGAAAGCUCUUCCAGCCGCAAGCGACCAUCCCAUGGCUUGCGCCGGACAGUGUUGGCCAGGAGCAAUCACUCGGCCACCUCACAGUGACCUCGGUGCUACCGUUCUUGGACGGCCACAAUACCCAGAGACCGCUUGGGUUCGAUACAGCACUGGCCCGGGAGCUUAGGACAAGCCUGUGGAGCAAGCGAGCGUGGACAUUCCAGGAGCGCAUGCUUUCGAGGCGAAUACUCUAUUUCGGCGAGUAUCAGCUAUACUGGGAAUGUCACACCCUAACCAAGUCGGAAGAUGGUUUUGACGAGCAUCUUGGUGGUCUUAAGGAGAGGAGCACAUGGUUUUCGAAAACGACGUCCUGGUACCGUCCCCUAGUCAUCCCACAAUUACGAAGAGACAACAUGUUAGAACAAACAGGUGCGCCGCAGGAACGGCGUCCGUUCUCGACUCUUCGUUGCAAUAUUGUUACUCUGGGAUGCCCAGCUGGCACUUGGAAAGCACCUUUGGUGCGCGAAAUGCUCGGAGGUGUGAAAAGACGUGACGAUCCCUUCGAUGGAAUCUUUGAUCAAGAUGAGAUGAUUAGAGACUAUACCUCCCGCGAUUUGACGGUGCUCACCGACAAGCUCGUUGCUUUUCAAGGUUUGGCAACAGCCAUAGCCUGGCGAACCAAGCAAGAGCAUCAGGCUGGUCUAUGGACCGGCCAGCUUGCUCGAUCGUUGUAUUGGUAUCCAGAGGACUGCAGUACCUGCCGCGCGCAUCCCGGCCGAGCACCAAGCUGGAGCUGGGCGUCGAAGGAUGGGCAAAUACGAACUCUGAGUCGCAUUUCCAGAUCGCAGACUUCUAAAGAGCUUGAAGGCUUCGUGCGGUGCCACUCGAUGAAUCUCAGGAACAUCAAAUUCUUGGAUUUCAACCCCUUGAUGCCGGCACGACGUGGUGUGAAACCCACGUCGCUCAGGACUAAUGCCUUGUGCGCCAAAGCUUACGGAUGGUUGCCCGAAGUUGGCGGUUAUUCGCAGACAAAGUUGGACCUUAUAACCACACUCAAUCUGUCGCCGGAAUACGACGUUGCGCAUAGUGUUCGGUCGGCCAGCGACGCUCGCUUGCUGUUUGUAGACUCACCAUCGGGAGAACCAAGACGUGCGACUUCAGGUUGGAGAUGUACCAACUGCUACGCACGGGUUGAUGACGCAACUGACGGAGGUAUCAUCGCGCAUAAGGAACACUGCAGUUUUGACCGGAUCUUCAGCGAUUUACCAACUACAGGCCAACGACAAGUCGCCUGUUUGGAAGCGCCUCCGACUGCUAGAUUAGCUGGGCUCGCUCUCUUUGACAACCCAGUACACCCGCCUGCCCACUUCCAGACGAUUCUUCUCUGGCACGAAACGGAUACGAAGACGUUCUGGCAGCAUAGUAAGCCUAAUAAUCAUUUCCUACGGUCGAGCGCCUGGCGAAGAAGCGGCGGCCCACUAUGGCAAGGCUGGCAGGUACUGUUCGACUAUGACAGUAACUUUUCGGGACGGCCUAACGUCCUUGGUCUUGGCAGAUCCAAACCAGCCUACGACUACGAUCUCAAUAUGUGGCGCGACACCAACGAAGAGGCGAUGGCCCGACAGGAGAUGGCCAUCAACGCGGAAGACAUCGGUCCGCAGGAGGCAAGGCGGCGCCUCACACGCAGCAUGCGAAGGUAUUUCCUGCUUCUAGUGGAGCCAGUCGAGACACCCUCUGGAGAUCCGCGAACUGAUGGAUGUCCUAUGUACCGACGAGUGGGCGUUGGAAUUUCAUACUGGCUCCCGAAACGGCCACGGUUUGGAGGCGUGCCUUUGCAUAAGACCGGACGACGGGAGACUAUCUUGCUCGUCUAA
Molecule: messenger RNA, 2763 nt
Organism: Saxophila tyrrhenica
Lineage: Eukaryota; Fungi; Ascomycota; Dothideomycetes; Mycosphaerellales; Extremaceae
Exons: 2
Coding region: 1-2763 (920 amino acids)
Source: RefSeq, a predicted model, not a curated record